Messenger RNA from Crotalus tigris (Tiger rattlesnake), 5936 nucleotides. RefSeq names its product cAMP-specific 3',5'-cyclic phosphodiesterase 4C-like. The coding region runs from base 928 to 3180 and encodes 750 amino acids. Gene Ontology annotation, biological process: signal transduction. The record is from RefSeq and is a predicted model, not a curated record. Gene Ontology annotation, molecular function: 3',5'-cyclic-AMP phosphodiesterase activity. The transcript has 15 exons. Gene Ontology annotation, cellular component: cytosol; nucleus; perinuclear region of cytoplasm. Lineage: Eukaryota; Metazoa; Chordata; Lepidosauria; Squamata; Viperidae.
GGUGAUCAACUAUCGGUGUAAUUGGACUCACCGCCUCAGCAUCGCAAGGGCUGAUAGGCAGGUUUGGACAUAGCUGGUUUAGGUUUCAGGCCUACUGUGCCCUGCAGGAAUUGUUGCUUUUUGCUAGGGUUUAUUGUGACCAUUUCCAACGACUAGUGCUGCUCUGGGAGGCAGCUAUAUAAAUGCCAGGCUUUUUUGCAUUUGAGCUUCUGGAAGGGCUCUGCUGUCUUGUUAGGGCUGACCACCACCUGCAGAUCCAAGCUGUCUACCGUGGAUGGCCUAAGCAUUUAAGUGAGGUAGCUAGAGGGAGCUGCAGGUGAGUUAUGGGGACAAGCCUCUUGCCCCUUGUCCCUGGCUUACCCUUGCUGGAGACAGUGACGAGAGAAACUUGGCCCUGCUUGUCAGCUGGAUCCACGCCAAGCCAUUUGUUUAGCUUCCCGGCUGGGGGUGAGGCGACAGCAGAAAGUUCCCUAGAGCAGGGCGGAUGGGAUGGUGCCUGUGCGUGUCUCGCUUUGGGCUUGAAUAAUGGCUGGGGUCCCUUCAAGGGGCCACAAAAUCAGAGGAUGGUGAGCUCCUUCAGGGCUGGAAUAUCUAACGUUGUGGAGGCUGUCACGUCUCUGGACACACAGAGCGCCAACACAUCAGGACAACAGACUCGGAGGAACCAGAGAGAGGAGAGCUUGCUUCUCGCAAAGAGGAUGGAUCCCAGCCAUGCUCCCUUCUGUGGCAGUGACUCUCUCCUUUCGGGUCCAUGUUUUUGCAUGGUGUUGGGCAUUUCCAGCUCCAGAGUCUAAUUUACCCUUUCGGCCAUCAGCUCCCAUCCUUGGCUUUGUGCAGAGCCUUGGGGACGGGGGCGGCGGUGGUUGCAGGGGUGGCCUUUGCUGAAUUCUCUGCCUCUGUGGAACAGCAGCCGGGAUGUAAGUGGGAAUGCUCUCCUCCUGCUCCAAGCUACACAACUCCCCAGGCGUUUCCCCAUCCUCCAAGACCAGCAGCUCACCUGUCCUCUCCAAGAAAAUGAGCAUGUUCCCCAAACUUCGUCUCCAGAGGAGGUUUACUGUGGCCCACCCGCUUUGCUUUGAUGUCGAGAAUGGCUUCUCUCCAGGACGAAGUCCCCUUGAUUCCCAGGCCAAUCUGGGUCUGGGACUUGUUUUACAAGGCACAACACCCCACAGCCAACGUCGGGAGUCCUUCCUCUACCGUUCGGACAGCGACUAUGAUCUCUCCCCCAAAGUCAUGUCCCGCAAUUCUUCCGUCAGCAGUGACAUGCACGGAGAAGACUUGAUUGUUACUCCUUUUGCACAGGUCUUGGCCAGCCUGCGGACAGUUCGCAGCAACUUUGCUGUCUUGACCCACCUGCGGGAACAUGCCUGCAAUAAACGAACGUCUGGUCCUAUCAACCCCCUCACCACGUCUAAGGUCAAUCUAUCAGAGGAUGCCUACCAAAAGUUGGCUAUCGAGACCUUGGAAGAGUUAGACUGGUGCCUGGAUCAGCUGGAGACUUUGCAAACACGUCAUUCAGUCAGUGAGAUGGCUUCCAACAAGUUUAGAAGAAUGCUCAAUCGAGAACUGACACACCUCUCGGAAACAAGCCGUUCUGGAAACCAGGUAUCCGAGUACAUCUCCAACACAUUCUUGGACAAGCAGCAUGAGGUGGAAAUCCCAACCUCUGUUCCCAAAGAAAAAGACAAGGAGAAAAAGAAGCGGCCAAUGUCACAGAUCAGUGGUGUGAAAAAACUGAUGCAUAGCUCCAGCUUCAGUUGUGCUGCCAUUCCUCGUUUUGGAGUAAAAACGGACCAGGAAGGGCCAUUGAGUAAGGAACUAGAAGAUGUGAACAAAUGGGGCCUUGAUGUAUUCAAGAUUGCAGAGUACUCUGGCCACCGCCCACUAACAGUCAUCAUGUACAGCAUCUUCCAGGAAAGGGACUUGCUGAAAUCUUUUCACAUUCCUGCGGAUACCUUCAUCACAUUCAUGAUGACCCUGGAAGAUCAUUAUCAUGCUGAUGUUGCCUAUCACAACAACAUUCAUGCAGCAGAUGUUGCCCAAUCCACACAUGUAUUGCUUUCAAUGCCAGCUCUGGAGGCUGUUUUCACUGACCUAGAGAUUUUGGCUGCCAUUUUUGCAGCUGCCAUCCAUGAUGUUGAUCAUCCUGGUGUUUCUAACCAGUUCCUGAUAAAUACCAAUUCAGAACUGGCAUUAAUGUAUAAUGAUGCAUCAGUGUUGGAGAAUCAUCAUUUGGCAGUAGGAUUCAAACUCUUGCAGGAGGAAAACUGUGAUAUUUUCCAGAAUCUCUCUAAGAAGCAACGGCAAAUGCUCCGGAAGAUGGCCAUUGACAUGGUCCUGGCAACAGAUAUGUCAAAACAUAUGAAUCUUCUGGCUGAUCUGAAGACAAUGGUAGAGACCAAGAAAGUAACCAGUUUGGGAGUCCUGCUUUUGGAUAACUACUCAGAUCGCAUUCAGGUUUUGCAGAACAUUGUACACUGUGCAGAUCUCAGUAACCCCACAAAACCACUAGAGCUUUAUCGCCAAUGGACAGACCGAAUCAUGAUAGAAUUCUUCCACCAAGGGGAUCGUGAACGGGAGAAGGGCAUGGAGAUUAGCCCAAUGUGUGAUAAACACAAUGCCUCCAUAGAAAAGUCUCAGGUGGGAUUCAUUGAUUAUAUUGCGCAUCCACUUUGGGAAACCUGGGCUGACUUAGUUCAUCCUGAUGCUCAGGAGAUUCUGGAUACUUUAGAAGACAAUCGAGAAUGGUAUCAGAGCAUGAUUCCUCAUAGUCCCUCACCUCCCCCAGAUGCAUCAGAUUUAGAGAAAAGUGGAGGAGACAAAUUCAAGUUUCAGCUUACUUUAGAGGAGGAAGAUGGAGAAGAAUCAGAUAUUGAACCAGAGAUUGAGAGCCCUCUGGAAGAGGAUAAUAGUGAAUCCAAAACCUUGGGGACAACUGAUGAUUCAGAAUCUGCAAAUGAGCCAUUGCCUUCUCCAACAGACAAAUUGGCCAGCCCCCACAGAAAUGCCCUAAUCAAACAAAAAGGUGCACUGAACUUUGACAACCAAAGAACACUUUCACAGACUGAUAGUGGUUCCAUAGCAGAUCCAGUUGAGUUAGCAAGAAGAGAGAGCCUAAUGGAUGCACAAUCAUGUCUUGACAUGGAAGGAAAUAUCACCUUUUUGCCUCUUGGGACGUAGUGAAGGGAAGACCCGAUGAUGAUUACAUUCUGGCAGGGCCAGAAGGGGACCACAAUAGGCCACCCCAAAUCUUGCUGCCAGCAACCUAUAAUUUCACUCCCCAUUGUAAGGGAGUGUUACUAUUAACAUUUUCUUUCCCAAAGAAAUCUGUAGCUUGAACCGCAUUAUUUGCCCAGAUGGCGAAAUAUCAGAGAUCAGACAAUGCCUGUCAUGUCUUCCUUCCAGUGUUGCUACUCAGCAUCUGAGUUGUACCUGGCAAAUGGAAAAAUUCUUCCUGCUGGACUUGUCACUAUCACUAAUUUCUUAUUUUGGUUUCAACUUGGAAAUAGUCUGUAUCUUGUUUUAAGAAAGCCCAGGUGGAAAUACAGCUCUUAGUUCAGUGUAAAAACAAAUAUUUUGCCUGAAGAUGGACACAGGUUCAAUCUCUGACAUCUUUAGUCUUCUUUUUUUAGAGGUUCUAGGCUGGAAAAAAGUUUUUUCUGACUGUGAUCCUGGAAAGCUUUUUCAAGUUAUAGCAGACAGUUCCGGGUUGGUUGGACAAAUGGUCAGACUUUUUUAGUCCUACACUUUCCAAGCAUGCAACUUUCAUUUGAGGAAAGGUUCUGUAUGAUCCUGCUGAAAAUCAGAAUAAUGUAGUGGGUUUGAUGGACCAAUGAUUUGACCCAGCAAAAAGAGAAUCUUAAAAAGACAUGCUACUGCAGAAAGGGGAAUGGUGCAGAUAAAUAUUAUAUUUGCUUUUCUCAAGUGUAAUAAAACCAGCAUCCUGGGAAGUUUCACAUAAAAUAUUCAAGUAGGAGGCAGUUUCUGUAAAUUACAGUGUGAUAGAAUGCUAUCAAGAAAUACAAAAUUCAUCCUGCUGGAUGCACUUGGCAUCAAAUUCCUGAUACUCAAAUAAGGCCUUCCUUCUGACUGCAUGUUACCUCAUUCUGGUAGAUGCAUUGAAAAUAGCUUCUUUUAUCUUAAUCUCCUACAAUACCUUUUCUCCCAUAUGAAAAUAUUUAUAGAAAGUGAUAAGCCCAUUUCUCCAAUAUUCAGAGAUUUUGUUUUAAUUUUUCCAGUAAGAAGGGAAAACCCUAUUGUUUAAAAUUGUUUAUUUUGUAACAUGUAUUUCUCCAUAGCAGCUGUAAAGAGUAAAUUAUUCAUGUUUUCUUUUUAAAAAAGAGGAAAGUAUUUUGAUGCAGAAAUAGGUAGUCAAUAUUUUAAAAAAUAUGUAAUUAAUCUUCCCAGCAAUUUCUAAUAUAAAUUGACUAUAGUAACUGGCAGAACUGCUUGCCAUACAAGAGUAAUUGGAAAUCUUUCUAAUUUUCAAAUUAAUGGGGGGGGGGAGGACCUGAAGUUGAUAAUUUGACUCUUUUGACAUUUUAAUCACUUUAACUUUUUCCUUUGAAAUCAAUGCCCCACUUUCUUGGGGCUUUGGGAGUAUGGGGCUUCAUUGUCCCUUUCUCCUAAAAAGAAUGGGAGAAGCUAUUCAAAGUGAUGUGUUCAUAUUAGACUACUCAUAAAAGUUUUGUGUGAUAUGUACACUACUUAUUUUGGAUCUUUUGAUCAUUAACGUUUUGCAGAAGAAAAAGACCUAUUAUUUUUAAAAGGCAUUUUAACUUUGUUUUCUAAAUACAAAAACAAUUGUUUUAUUUUAAUAAGUUGGUUUUGUGACAUUAGGGGAGAAGCAAUUUAUGUGGAAUUGUGAAAAAAUUGUGGAUUUACACAUUUCCCGCCUGUUUUCAGUAUUCAAAGAAAUCUAUUAUUUUGUUCUUUCUGGGUUAUCUGUAUCUUCACUCCAUGUAUUUCACAGCUCACAAAAGAGGAUUGUUACAACACUGAAUUUGCUGCUAAACAUUUCUUGAUUUCAAUCAAAUUAGAGAUCAUUCUGUCCCUCUUAUUCUACAUCCCUAUGCAUUAACGAGUCUGUCCUAUCCCAGAGAAGACUUGUAACUAGAUAGUAUUCUGUCCAUUGAUUUCCCCCCCCCCCCUAGAAGGCUUAAUCUACUGAUUUGAAGAGAUGCACUUACUGCUUUGGGUAAAUAAUGCAGUUCUAUGGAGCCUCAAAAAGAGACAGGGUCCGUUGAAAUUGGGGAAUCAUUAGCCAAUGUAAGUAGCAGAUAAAAGUUAUGAAUAGAAGAAUGAGAUUUAAAGAUUCAUUUGUAAAAUUUUGGCGAGGCCAACUUAUGAUUUGAGAAGCUUAAACUGCUGAUUGAUUAUAAAGCUAGUGCAGUACCUCCAUCUACUGUAUUUACGUAUUAGAAAUCCAGGGAGGGUGCAAAUGAGGAUGAUUCUAUGCACCAAAAUGAUAUUGUGUCUCAUCAUUUUCUUUCCAUAUACUGUACCUCUUAUGAAAGGCCAGUUAUGCAUUACUACUGGGAAGGCUACCACUUUUAAUUUAUUUUCAGCAAGUAUUUUUUGUUCUUUUUUUAAAAUAACUUUUGUAGCUUUAUGCUUAAUAAUAUUUUAAUGUGUAAUAACCUCACCAAUGGUUGGUUCAGGCAAAUUUUAUUGAUAGCAAUUGGUUUAAUUGUGAUUUGCACUCAAAAAUGCUGCAUUAUGUGUGUGCAAAUGUAUAUAUGUAUAUGUUGAAUGUUUGUUUGUAUACACAUGUAUUUCACAAUGCACUUUGAGUUUGCUGAGCUGCCACUGGGGCCUGGCCCUACAGACUAAGUUACUGUUUCUUUGUGUAUUGUGUAUUGUCAUAACCACAGAGAACAUAUUGGCAUUUUUAUCUGAUUGUCUGGUUUUCCUUGCAACAUUGUUUUCUGGCAACA